Messenger RNA from Aureococcus anophagefferens, 5196 nucleotides. RefSeq lists its product as hypothetical. Bases 1 to 5196 code for a protein of 1731 amino acids. The transcript is spliced from 11 exons. The record is from RefSeq and is a predicted model, not a curated record. NCBI's taxonomy places the organism in Eukaryota, Pelagophyceae, Pelagomonadales, Pelagomonadaceae.
AUGCGCGUCGCGGCGGCUCCGAUGUUCGCGCUCCUCUUCCCCCGGGCCGGCACGGCCUUCCGCGCCCUCGGUCGCGCGCAGCCGCGCCUCCGGGCGUUGGCGUCGUCGGCCGCCGCGGCGCCCGCGGUCAUGCCGCCGGUCACCCUCCUGUCGGGCUUCCUCGGCGCGGGCAAGACGCAGCGCAAGACGUCCAUGCUCACGGGCAUUUUGGACAACCGCGACGACCUGCGCGUCGCCGUCGUCGUCAACGACGUCGCCUCCGUCAACGUCGACGGCGCCGUGAUCCGCAAGGAGCUCGUCGGCGUCGACGAGACCGAGGUCGAGCUCCUCGAGCUCCAGAACGGCUGCGUCUGCUGCGGCGCGUCGGCGCUGGAGCUCGCCGGGAACGUCAAGGACCUGGUCCGGGUCGGCGCGGACCGCGGCAAGCCCUUCGACCACGUCGUCAUCGAGAUGUCCGGCGUCGCGGACCCGAGAGCCGUCCAGUACAAUCUGGAGGACGGCGGCGUGGCCGUGGACCGCAUCGUCACGGUCGUCGACGCGCCGGCCUUCGCGGAGCAGUGGAUGUCCUGGGACAGUAUGGAGGACCGCGUCGCCGACGACGGGCCGCCGCCGGACCCCUACCACGGCGUCGUCGAGGCGCGCAAGGCGGCCCUCGCGUCCGUCGCGGACCUCGAGGCGGACCCCUGCGCGGCGCAGCGCAAGGUGACGGCGCUGCUCGUCGCGCAGGUCGAGGCCGCGGACGCCGUCGCCAUCAACAAGGUCGACAUGGCGUCGGCCAAGGACGUCGAGACCGCGAGUCUCACCUGCGCGGCGCUCGUGCCGGACGCGGACGUGCUCGUCACCGAAUUCGGGCGGGCGGCGCUCGCCGACCUGCUGCCCAACGUCGCGACGCCGGCGCCGGCCGCGGGGGAGGCGUCGUCCCGCCGCGCGGACCCGGACUGCGCGUCGGAGGCCGACGCGGCGCACGACCACGACCACGACCACGACCACGCCGCGCCCGCGCCGCUCACGGUCGACGCGCUCGGCGUGUCGUCCUUCGCCUACGAGAACCACGAGCGGCCGUUCGACUACGCGAAGCUCGUCGGCCUCAUCAAGCGGUGGCCCAUCCCCCAGAAGGACGUGCUGAAUCUGGACGACGUCAAGCCCGGCGGCGCGGGCGUCCCCGGCGUCGAGAGCGCGUGGGAGGCCGUGCUCCGGUCCAAGGGCUUCGCGUGGCUCGCGUCGCACCCGAACCGCGCCAUCUCCUGGGCCUUCGCGGGGAAGCACUUCGCGCUCGAGGACGCGGGCGACUGGGACGGCGCGACGCCGCGGUCCGAGAUCGUCGUCAUCGGCGUCGACAUCGACGAGGCCAAACUCCGCGCGGACCUCGACGGCUGCCUCGUCGACGACGCGCAGCUCGAGGCCUACCUCGAGCGCGACCGCGCGGCCGGGCCCCGCUUCGACGUCGGCGCGGCCGUCGAGUGCAACCUCGGCGGCCCGAACGGCUGGACGCCGGGCACCGUCGUCACCCACAACUACAUCGAGGAGGGCUGGGACGCGCCCGUGCCCUACCAGGUCGAGCUCGGCGACGGCACGCUCAUCUUCGCGCCCGCGGACUCCGACGAGGUCAUCCGCGCGUCCCUCCUCAACAUCGAAACAAGUGCGCUGCGGCCGCUGCUCCGCGCCGCGAUGCAUCGCCGCGCCUUCGCCGCGCCGGCGACGACGGUGCGGUCCGAGGCGCCGCUGUCGACGACCUUCCCCGCGAAGAUCGAGGAGCGCCGCGAAGUCUCCGUGCUCGGCCUGCCCCUGGCCGCCGUCGACGUGCUGCUGGCCAAGGGCGGCGCCCUCUUCGACGGCCUCGACGACGGCGUCACGGGCGUCGAGCGCGACGCGUUCCUGCAGCUCCUCGAGAACGAGGUGGCCAUGCGCGGGCUGUCGUGCGAUUUCGCGGACCUCGACGGCCUGCUGCGGGAGCGCGCGGCGCCGGGGGACGAGCACCUGGCGCGGGAGACGCUCGACGAGCUGCUCGCGGGGCUCAAGGGCUCCAUCGCGAACCUGUCGGGUCUCCACCGAAUGUGUGACGUGCGCAUCGACGUCGACGACGCGGAGCCGAAGCUCCAGCCCCUCAACGGCUCCUUGUCGAGCGACUUCAAGGAUUAUGGGGCCGCCCUCGUCGCUAGCAAGAUGACGCCGGCGCGCGCGCUCGCCGUGCUGGGCGCGCUGCGGGCCGACGGCUGGCGUGUGCUCUCCAGCGAUGUCUACCACCUCGGCCCCGGCGGUCCGGACCACAAGUACGCCGACGAGGUCAGGACGUUCAUCAUGGAGUUGGACGAGUCCGGCGGACACCGGACGCCCGACCGCCACCGCCGGCGCACGGUCGUGCCCGCGCGGGAGAUCGAGGCCAUCGACGUGCCGUCGCCGCGGCCCGACGCCGCCUCGCCGACCAAGGCGGGCCCGCCGCCGGUCCCCGCCCCGAGCGCCGCGCCGCCGCCGCCCGCGCCCGCGCCGCCGCCCGCGCCCGCGCCGACGCCGCCGCCCGUGCCCGCCGCCCUCAAGGCGCAGCUCGCCGAGGCCGCGACCAAGGACGCGCCCGCGGACGCCGGCGACGCCGCGGCGCCGCCGACGGUGGCGCUCGGCGGGGGCUCGGGGCGCAACUUCAUGGAGACCCUGCGCGAGGGCAAGCGCAAGGAGGCCGAGGACAAGGCGAAGAUGCUCGCCGCCAUGACGCCGGAGGACCGCGACAAGUUCCUCGCGGCGGAGGAGGCGGCGGACGCGCACGACAAGCUGAAGAGCAAGCACCAGCGCAAGCACGCGAACCGCCUCGCGUCGACGUUCAAGAGCUCGGGCGCGUCCCUGUCCUUCCGGCGCGGCGGCGCGGGCGGCCGCGGCGGCCGCGGCCGCGGCGGCCGCGGCGCGGCGGCGUCGCCGUCGUCGUCGAAGGGCCCGCACUCGGCGAGCGCCGCGGCGUCGGCCGCGUCGCCCCAGACGAGCCGGCGCGCCGCGCAGCGCCCGCCCGCGGCGCCGUUGAGCGCGACGUUCGCCGCGAGCCAGUCGAGCGUCGUCGCGCGGUCCGCGUCGUGCUCCGCGAAGCGCGUCGCGAGCGCGGGGUCCGUCGCCAUGGCGCGCGUCCCGACGUCGAUCCUGAGGCACAAGGUCACGAUGAUCUCCGUGCGUCGAUCCGUGCGCCGGAUGGUCGCGGAGCUGCCGCAGAAGGUCCGGUCCUACGCGAAGCCGAGCCCCUGCGGCCUCUACUACCCGCGGCCGGCGACGAGCGACGGCAUGAAGCCCUUCGUCGAGGUCGAGAUCCUCAGCCCGCCGCCGCGCGCCGCGGUCGCGGCCGCGUUCCUCGACGACCUCAGCGCCGACGCCAUCGACGACCACGUCGCCUGGUCCGAGCGGCUCCAGGACCGCGAGGCCGCGCUCCAGCGCGAGAUCGAGAAGCAGGCCGCGCGCGACGCCGCCGCGUCCGCGCCGGGCAUGAGCCUCCGCGUGGAGGUCGACGGGCUCGAGAGCCAGGUGCCCAUCCCCGCGGGCGUGCGCCCCGGCGACGCCUUCGAGGCCGAGAUCCCCGGCGCCGCGCCCCCCGUCGUCGUCGCGACGGCCGUCCCCUCCGACGAGGAGGUCGCGGCCGCGCUCCAGCGCGCGGAGUGCGACCGCGCCAUCGCCGCGCUCGACGGCGCGCGCCUCGUGUCCGUGGCCGAGCGGGGCGGGCCGGCGCCCGCGCCGCACCUGACGCUCGCGGAGCAGAAGCUCGUCAACUACCGCUGGUCGAUCAAGUGCUUUGCUUUGGUCGACGUGCUCGACACGUUCCUCACGUGCCUCGGGCCCGUGGGCGACUGGGGGCCCGUGGCCCUCUUCUUCAUCCUCGGGCCCAUCUGCGGCUACUUCGGCGCGCGCCAGCUCGACCACCGGAAGGCGACCAUAUACCUCGCGUUCUGCCUCCUCAAGUCGCUCUACGUCCUCGUGCUCUUCGCCGUCUACGCGACCAACGCGCUCUACCUCCUCGUGCUGGCCGUCCAGCUCUGGGUGACGAACAUCGUCUACAAGUUCUGGAAGCUCCUCGGCUCCGUGUCGUCCGCGCGCGCGAAGCAGCUCACGUCCGACGAGUACGCGCGCCGCGGCGACAUCCUGUCGCUCGCCGACCCGUCGAGCGACCCGUCGCUGGCCGAGCGCGUCGGCCGUGUUCUGCCCCGCUUCAGCAGGCAGAACAAGUCCAGCAACUGCACGCUCGAGGCCCAGGGCCGCGUCGUCCGCUACGCGGCCGGCGGGAAGGCGCCGGCGCUCGCGGAGAUCGACGUCGACGGCGGCCGCUGCGAGCUCGAGGUCCUCGACUGCGGCUUCGCGCUCGGCUUCGGCGCGCUCGUCCCGAACGGUCCCUGCGCGGCGCUCGCCGCGGGCCAGCUGCCGCACUGCUUCGGCGGCGGGUGCCUGCUGCGCGAGUCCGGCGACUGGAUCGCCGGCGGCCGCGCCGUCGCGUCCACGGGCGAGUCCUACGAGACCUUCCGCGACGGCGACGUCGUCGUUCUGACGCUCCGCGGCUCCGAGCUCUCGAUCAAGCGCGUGCGGCCCGCGUGCGGCGGCGCCGUCGUCACGGAGCUCGGCGCCGUCGCCCAGGCGACGGCGGGGCCCCUCCGGCCCUACGUCUUCCUCCGCGGGCUCGAGGGCGCCGCCGUCGCGCUCCGUCCCAAGAGGGGGCCCUGGCGCGCCGCGGGCGGCGACCGCGCGGCCUACCCGGCGGCCUUCCACGGCGCCGCGCUGGCGCUCGACGAGGCGGCGACGGCCAAGGUCGGCUUCUCCUUCCCCGCCGAGCUCCUCGAGGCCGUCCUCGCGUUCAACGACUGCAUCGUCGCCAUGGCGCGCGUCCCGACGUCGAUCCUGAGGCACAAGGUCACGAUGAUCUCCGUGCGUCGAUCCGUGCGCCAAAUGGUCGCGGAGCUGCCGCAGAAGGUCCGGUCCUACGCGAAGCCGAGCCCCUGCGGCCUCUACUACCCGCGGCCGGCGACGAGCGACGGCAUGAAGCCCUUCGUCGAGGUCGAGAUCCUCAGCCCGCCGCCGCGCGCCGCGGCCGCGUCCGCCUUCCUCGACGGCCUCAGCGCCGACGCCAUCGACGACCACGUCUCCUGGUCCGAGCGGCUCCAGGACCGCGAGGCCGCGCUCCAGCGCGAGAUUGAGAAGCAGGCCGCGCGCGACGCCGCCGCGUCGUGGGCGUGGCCCUGA